This is a messenger RNA of Exophiala viscosa, 1152 nucleotides long. Its product is annotated as Dihydroneopterin aldolase-domain-containing protein. The record is from RefSeq and is a predicted model, not a curated record. Gene Ontology annotation, molecular function: dihydroneopterin aldolase activity. Bases 128 to 1108 code for a protein of 326 amino acids. The transcript has 2 exons. NCBI's taxonomy places the organism in Eukaryota, Fungi, Ascomycota, Eurotiomycetes, Chaetothyriales, Herpotrichiellaceae. Gene Ontology annotation, biological process: folic acid-containing compound metabolic process. Gene Ontology annotation, cellular component: cytoplasm.
GGGUAAAGGGCUUGCCUAGAUAAUCUCAGAAUGCGGAAUUUUCAAAGCCGUGACCAAAAAGAUUACUGUUACAGGACAACAAACAUCACCAGCAGCACAUAGAACUUGACUCAAUGACAAUACUAGUAUGUGGUCCUUAGGAAGUCGACUAUGGACUGUACUGGUUGGUGGAGUAUGCAUUUACCUAUUCUGCAUGUUCCGUCGUAGUGCGGACAGAGGUCGAGUUGCGCCGCCGUAUGCCACGGUGACAGCGAAAGCCAAACAACCAGAACCAUCACAAACACCAUAUUUUCCAUCUCACUAUUCACCGUCAUUCGACACACAAUAUCUCGGAAUCAUGGACAAAGUCAUUCUAAAGAAUCUCAAAUUCGACCUCGCUGUCGGUCUCGACGCAUGGCGGCGCUUCGGCAAGCCACAGCCCGUCUCAAUCACUGUCGAAGUCGUGCCAACGUCAAACCUUGAAGCUGCCGCCGCUCAAGAUAAUGUGAACCUCUCACUCGAUUAUGGCAAACUGUACAAGACACUCCCUGGGAACCUCACAAAUGGAGAAUAUCCGACCAUUCACGUUCUCAUCUCGAGUCUCGCCGAAAUGAUGCCAGAUUAUGCUUUUCUCGACAUCGACAUUCACUUUCCAAAAGCUCUCUUACUGGUGACCGGGGGCGUUCUAUAUCGUCUGCAGGUGGACAACUCGACGCCUGGUGUGACUACGCCAAGCUUGACAUUGGACAUCAAACAGAUUGCCUGUGCUUGCAUCAUUGGAGUGAACCCGCAUGAACGUCUUUACAAACAAUCGUUAUUCAUUGAUGUCAGCAUACCCAUUAUCACCACAGCCCUCGGACCAAAGCCCACUGAAGCACACUGCACUGCCGAGCUGCAUGAUAUGGUCCAAGAAAUUGUUGAGAAAGUCGAUGGUUCGUCAUAUCAUACAAUUGAGGCACUUGCAUCGGCAGUGGCACAAAUUGUCACCCUCAACUACGGCCAUACCGUGGCUAAAGUCCGCAUUGAGAAGCCUAAUGCUAUCGCCACGAUUGAAGCAAGUGCUGUUGAGAUUACUCGUAGCAAAACCUUCUUCGAAAACAAAGACUUUUGGAAGGUCAAAAAGCCUUGAAAAGUCCAUGAAUGGCUUCAGCUGCUUGUCAAAUCCACAAUGCU